This is a messenger RNA of Cheilinus undulatus (humphead wrasse), 3592 nucleotides long. It is a transcript of the gene mmd, whose product is annotated as monocyte to macrophage differentiation-associated. Gene Ontology annotation, molecular function: pore-forming activity. Bases 336 to 1073 code for a protein of 245 amino acids. NCBI's taxonomy places the organism in Eukaryota, Metazoa, Chordata, Actinopteri, Labriformes, Labridae. The record is from RefSeq and is a predicted model, not a curated record. The transcript has 7 exons. Gene Ontology annotation, cellular component: membrane.
GCUGCCGUCCUCAGCCGGCGGAGCCGCCUGCUUGCGGCUGUUUUUUGGGUUCUGCUACCUCUCUCUGUUGCUCAUGGAUAUUUUUGAUUUAGAGAAGAGGCAGUGAGUCGGUGUUUGAUCCAGAAUGGUCCCCAGAAAGCGGCUAAAACGGUGCCUUAGUAGGAGUGUUAGCGCUGCCGGUGCCUUGUAGCUGCUCUAUGGUUAGCAUCGUUAGCAUCGUUAGCUAAUGCUAGGCCUUUGUUUUUCUUUGGUUUGUGAGGACGCUUUGUUUUAUUCUUCCUCCUUUUUACGGGUUUGUAGCUGAUUUUUUGCUGAUUUUUUGAGUUUGCUUCCUGAUGUGGACAAUGGGGGAAAUGAGGAGAGUGAACAGCUUCCAGAGGUUCAUGAACAGACGAGCCUCUGCUAACUGCCGCUAUCAGCCGACCUGCUACGAGCACGCCGCUAACUGCUACACUCAUGCUCUCCUCAUCAUACCGGCCUUCGUGGGCAUGGCGCUGCUUCAUCGUCUGUCUGAUAACGGCUGGGAGAGAAUCACCGCCUGGGUGUACGGCAUGGGCCUGUGUGCGCUCUUCCUCGUCUCCACCGUGUUUCACAUCAUCACCUGGAAGAAGAGCCACCUGAGGUCCAUGGAGCAGUGUUUCCACAUGUGUGACCGAGUCGUCAUCUACUUCUUCAUCGCUGCCUCCUACACACCUUGGUUGAACCUGCGAGAGCUGGGUCCUCUAGCUGCACAUAUGCGAUGGUUUGUUUGGCUCAUGGCUGCUGCUGGAACCAUUUAUGUCUUCAACUACCAUGAAAAGUAUAAAUUAGUGGAGCUGGCCUUCUACCUGACCAUGGGUUUCUUCCCUGCAUCCGUGGUGACAUCGAUGAGUAACACCGAGGGGCUCCAUGAGCUGGCCUGGGGCGGGCUCAUCUACUGCCUCGGUGUUUUCUUCUUCAAGAGUGACGGCGUCAUCCCCUUCGCCCACGCCAUCUGGCACGUGUUUGUGGCACUGGCUGCAGCAGUUCACUAUUACGCCAUCUGGAAAUACCUCUACAAGGCCCCCAGUCUUGACACCCUCCUCCAGACAUGACCGACGCCCUCCUACACUUAUGACCGACGCCCUCCUCCAUUCAAGACCGACACCCUCCUCCAUUCAUGACCGACGCCCUCCUCCAUUCAUGACCGACGCCCUCCUCCAUUCAUGACCGACGCCCUCCUCCAUUCAUGACCGACGACAUCCUCCAUUCAUGAUUGACCUCCUCCGUUCAAGACCGACACCCUCCUACACUCAUGACCGACGCCCUCCACCAUUCAUGACCGACGCCCUCCUCCAUUCAUGACCGGCGCCCUCCUCCAUUCAUGACCGACGACAUCCUCCAUUCAUGACCGACGACAUCCUCCAUUCAUGACCGACGACAUCCUCCAUUCAUGAUUGACCUCCUCCGUUCAAGACCGACACCCUCCUACACUCAUGACCGACGCCCUCCUCCAUUCAUGACCGAUGCCCUCCUCCAUUCAUGAUUGACCUCCUACAUUCAAGAUCGACACCCUCCUACACUCAUGACCGAUGCCCUCCUCCAUUCAUGACCGAUGCCCUCCUCCAUUCAUGCCCGACGCCCUCCUCCAUUCAUGAACGACGCCCUCCUCCAUUCAUGACCGACGACAUCCUCCAUUCAUGAACGACGCCCUUCUCCAUUCAUGACCGAUGACAUCCUCCAUUCGUGACCAACGACAUCCUCCAUUCAUGAACGACGCCCUUCUCCAUUCAUGACCGAUGACAUCCUCCAUUCGUGACCGACGACAUCCUCCAUUCAUGAUUGACCUCCUCCUCCAUUCAUGACCGACGCCCUCCUCCAUUCAUGACUGACGCCCUCCUCCAUUCAUGAAAGACACCCUCCUCCAUUCAUGACCGACGACAUCCUCCAUUCAUGACCGACGCCCUCCUCCAUUCAUGACCGACGACAUCCUCCAUUCAUGACCGACGCCCUCCUCCAUUCAUGACCGACGACAUCCUCCAUUCAUGACCGACGCCCUCCUCCAUUCAUGACCGACGACAUCCUCCAUUCAUGACCGACGACAUCCUCCAUUCAUGACCGACGACAUCCUCCAUUCAUGAUUGACCUCCUCCAUUCAAGACUGACACCCUCCUACACUCAUGACCGACGCCCUCCUCCACUCAUGAAUGACGCCCUCCUCCACUCAUGACAGACGCCCUUCUCCUUUCAUAACUGACGCCCUCCUGCAGUCAUGACCGACGCCCUCCUCCACUCAUGGCCAAUGCCCUCCUCCACUCCUAACUGACGCCCUCCUCCAGUCUUGACCAAUGCCAGUCACCCCCCCCCGAAGCUGCAGCGACAGCCGUAAAGUUUACGACACAACGACAAGGAAAUGUUUACUGUUUUCUACCGUGGAGGCGGGGCUGUUUGUGAAGCUGUUUUUUAAACGUCCAAUCACAGCCAGGGAGGCCGUUUUUACUGCGGUGGUCCAGGAGAUCCUGACACGUUUGAUAGACUUUUUUACCAUGUGAACCAAACACAUUCCAUGUCAGAUUGUUCACAGGGUGGAGAUUUAAGACAGGAAUGAUGGAGGCGCUGCAAUGGAUGCUGGGAUAUGAUGAAGACGCGUCUGUGAUAUUUUUGAUACAGAUUUAACAGGUUUAUUUAAAAACACAAGCCAAAGACCCCCAGACUUCUAAUGAGAGCUUUCCCAGUGUUAGAGACUAAAUCAGAUCUUACUAAAUUCUCAGUCCGGUCCCCGUUUGGUGGAGACUUUAGUUCUAAAAGUGAUCCAGGUCAGCCCGGGCCUCAGUUUGAGUCUGAUCCACUUGAAGGUGUCAGAAACAAACCAAACCACGAGGAAAAGACUUUAUUUUUAUUUCUGGUAGUUUAACGUUGUUGUUGUUUUUACAGUGAUCCAUUUUGAACCGAUCUCAUCCAAAAACAGUUCUCUGGUUUUUCUGGUUCUGUUUUUUUCUGAAUGUUUGAUUUCAGUCCUACAGGAGGAAGAUCAGGGCCCGGCAUGAGGAACACCAUUAAAGUUAAUAUUUAAAUCAUUGUUCACUAGCGUCAACUACAGGCGAUAAAACCAUGGAUUUAAGGAGCCCUGGGUCCUGAACCCUACAGUUACAGGACCCAGGUAUAAUCCUGGUUCUAAGCUGCUCCAGACCUCCAUGUUUGACAGAAAAUAAACGAUUCUGUGGAUCUUUAGUGCAUUUAAUGAAAAUCUAUAAAAAUCUAAACUGAAAACAUCCGAAACUAGAUCUUAAAGUACAUGACAAGGAUGUGAGGGUUGCUUCUCUUCAAAAAUUAAAGAUAUUCUGGGAUUAUUUAGACGAGAUGCUAAGAGACAAUCCAGCAUUAUUUAUCUUUAAAAUAAAAAUAAAAUCCAGGAUUAUUUCUCUGUAAAUUGUAAAGAUAAUUUAUGAUUGUUUCUCUUUAUAUCUUAGCAAUAUUGCAGGGUAAUUUCUCUUUAAUGUUUAAAUAUAUUCCAGGAUUAUUUCUCUUUGAAUUUUAAAGAUAUUUUAGGAUUAUUUUCUUUGAUAAUGAAAGAUAUUCCAAGAUUAUUUGUCUUUAUAUUACAAAGAUAUUCCAGGAUUAUUUCUAUUUAAUU